Messenger RNA from Drosophila rhopaloa, 7326 nucleotides. It is a transcript of the gene Ac13E, whose product is annotated as adenylate cyclase type 9. Gene Ontology annotation, molecular function: adenylate cyclase activity. Gene Ontology annotation, biological process: cyclic nucleotide biosynthetic process; adenylate cyclase-activating G protein-coupled receptor signaling pathway; intracellular signal transduction. The transcript is spliced from 5 exons. The coding region runs from base 405 to 5477 and encodes 1690 amino acids. NCBI's taxonomy places the organism in Eukaryota, Metazoa, Arthropoda, Insecta, Diptera, Drosophilidae. The record is from RefSeq and is a predicted model, not a curated record.
AUGUGGCAGCCAUGAAGCGGCAGCGUUCCACUCGCUGCCAGCUGUUAUUAUGCCCGGCCACUUGUUGCAGGCAUUCAUGAUGCAACUGCGGCAGCAGCCAGCGGCACAACGAACUCGAUUCAAGUCUUUGGUGGGCCUCAACCAAAAACACUCAUACGCCAUGUGGGCGCGAGGCGAUCGGAGGAUGUUGCAUGAACAGCAGCCAACAACAACAACCGCAACGGGCGCCACACUGGCCCACGGCCAAGGCUAAGGCCAGUGCCACAGCCACGUCCACAGCCACAGCAACUCACAUACCAGCAGUACCAAUACAAAAACACCACAGCAACAGCAAACAGCCAACUGAAACAUCAACAAAAGUUGAAGAAUUCCGUUGAACUCGAACGAAACAAAACAUCAACAAAAUGUCUGAGUCGCGCCGACAGUCGGUGAGCUCCAGGGCGAUGCCGCCGGGCGUUCUGGUGAACGAUAGCCGGGCGAACUCCACCGAUGACAUCCAGAUCGCCUUGGCGCCGCACAUCCAGACCUAUUUGAGCCAGACCGGCCGGCGGCAUUCCUGCUGCAGCGUGAUGUUGCCGGUGGCCUUCGAGCGGGCGGCGGCCAAGUCCUGGCUGGAUCCCAAGUUCGACUCGCCGGUUUUGGAGGAGCAGUACCAGGCCAGCGUGUUUCCCCACGUCCGCAUGCGAUAUAGGUUCACCCUCUCGUACAUCCUGCUGUGCUCGCUGAUGUGGUGCCUGUACUUUGUGGUGGAUGGAGGAUCGGAGGACUUCUGGCGGCCGAUCUCCAGCUCCUUCUCGAUGCUCUCGCUGGUGACGAUCAUGGCGCUCUGCUUCACGCACUGGGACCUGUACCGGGAGCAUCGGACGGCGACCUCGGCGGUGACCGCCCUGCUGCUCUGCGGCGCCUCUUUGGCCUUCCUCACCUACACGGGCAGGGCCUUCAGUCCGCUGGGCCACUUCGCCAUCUGCCUGGAGAUCGUCCUGCUGAUCUACACGGCCCUGCCAAUGCCCCUGUGGCUGGGCGCCAGCACUGCGAUCAGCUACUCCAUCGCCUUCGAGAUGGUCUCGCACAUGGUCAUCGGAUGCAGUGCCAUUCAUGGUGGGGCAAUGCAUGGUGGAGGUGGAUCAGCUGAAUCUGGAUCGGGAAUGGCGGCCAAUGGCGACCCCAGCAACAAGAUCCUGAUCCUGCGGAUAAUGGCACACCUGAGUGUGCAUUUGGUGGGGGUGCAUGUGCUGAUCAUGAAUCUUGUCCGCAUGCGCGGCACCUUCAUGAAGGUGGGCCAGAAUCUGCUGGUGCGCCGCCAAUUGGAGAUGGAGAAGCAGCUCAAGGAGAAGAUGAUCCAUUCGGUGAUGCCGCCCAAGGUGGCGGACAUGCUGCUAAACGAGGGCGGUCCCUCGGGCCUCGACUCCGGCGGACUGCCCCCCGAAUCGCAUUACAUGCGGCCACGCGCCUCCAACGAUGUGAAGUCGCUGUUCCGACCGUUCCACAUGCACAGCAUGGAGAACGUGAGCAUCCUGUUCGCCGACAUUGUCGGCUUCACUCGCAUGUCCUCCACGAAGACGGCCGAGCAGCUGGUGGAGAUCCUCAACGAUCUCUUCGAGCGUUUCGACGAUCUGUGCUCGCUGAGCGGGUGCGAGAAGAUCUCCACGCUGGGCGACUGCUACUACUGUGUGUCCGGAUGUCCAGAGCCGCGGGCCGACCAUGCCAUUUGCUGUGUGGAAAUGGGCCUGGGCAUGAUCGAUGCCAUGCGCUGCUUCGAUGCCCAGAGGCAUGAGGGUGUCAAGAUGCGGGUGGGUGUCCACACGGGCACCGUCCUCUGCGGCAUCGUGGGCACGCGGCGGGUGAAGUUCGAUGUGUGGAGCAACGAUGUCAGCCUGGCCAACAAAAUGGAAUCCUCGGGCAAGCCGGAGCAGGUGCACAUCUCGCAGGAGACUUCGAGCUUCCUGGGCGAUGCCUACUACCUGGAGGAGGGCGAGGAGGUGUUCGGUCAUCGCACCUACUUCGUGGUGGGACGCCGUCGUGACUUCACCCGGACCAACAGCCUGAGUCCCAGCAUGCCGAACAAUGCGGCGGGGAGCACCCUGCUCCUGCCCGGCACCCAUGGCGCCUCCCUCUCCCAGAGUGCCACCAAUGUGUCGGCGGUGCAGCCGAAUGUGCCGCCCGCCUCGCCGGUGGGUCAGCUCUCCAGCUCGCUGAAUCCCUCGCCGGUGCUCUCGAUGCGACCGCGUCUCACCUCGCUGAGCAUGAAGCUGCGCAAGAAGUCGCAGAGUCGCGAACGGGAUGUGGAGCGCGGCAUCAUCCAUCCGGCGGCGGCGGGCAUUCCACCAGUGAUUGUAGUUCGGGAGCGGCCGAAGAUCAUAAUCACCACCAAAUCCCUGCCCGGCAGCCUGGAUUCGGAUGAACAGCCGCCCGUCACUCCACCGCCGCCGCGACCCAAUCCUCCAGCUAGCGAGGCACGAUCGAAGAUCAAGUUGAAGGUUUGGAAAGUGCCACGUUUCCUCAAGCGAUUCGAGGAUCUGGCUGGGAGGAACAGCAACUGCAGCAGCAGUGCCACCAUCAGUACUCACCAGGACAAGGAGAAGGAGAGGGACAGGGAGAGGGAGAGGGAGAAGGAGGAGCUGCAUCACCAGAACCAACUGAAUCCCGAGGAGACCCUCGCCUUCAUGGAUAACCAGAUGCAGAAUGGCAAUGGCUGCGGCUAUCAGCAGCUGCCCGUUUUGGUCGAGUCCAGCCAUCGCACCCAGACACUGGACAUCCCACCCGCUCGACCGGUGCUCCAUCAUGCGGCCACGUCGACGGCCCUGGCCAGCAGUGUGCUCCGUUCGCCGGAGGCGGGAGUGAGUGGAGGCGGCUGCUGUUCCCCCGGCCAGUACUCCAUGUACGAUGACAUCAUCGAUGUGCGAUCCUACAUCAGUCAGUCGAGGAGCGAUAUAUCGCCAUUCGGCCGAUCGGGCAGCUAUAGAUCGCAGUGUGGGCGCCAGUCAACGGGAGGAGGAGCUGGCAACGGAGGAGGAGGAGGAGGAGGAGCCAGUACCUCCCAGGCAGCACCCACUGUGGAGCAGUCGCCAGUGCCCCGGCCACGGGCCUCGACUUUGGCCACCGGCAGACCCACACCGAACACAUUGGAGCCGGGCCCAUCGACCACUAGUCCCUGUUGUUUGCCCGCUCCCGGAAACUCCGGCGGCGGCGGCAUCUUUCCGCCCACACACUCCCGCCAGUCGAGCAUUUGUCCCUCGGCCACGUCCCGCAAGGAUUCGGGGAUCAAGAGCAACUCGCGGCGAUCCUCCAUACAGCAGCAGAUCUAUGCGCUCAACCAGUCGGCGAUUAGUCAGCACAGGGUAUCCGGCUACUUCACCAGCUCCACGUCCAGCAUCUCCAAUCUGGGGGAGGUGCAGGGACUGGGACUGCCGCUGGCCGUGCAGCCACCACCGCCGGCACUCCUGAUGCCCGCCUGCUCCUCGCAAAUGGCCGAUCCAUUGGCGGCCUGUUUGCAGCAGUUGCGCAAACAGUCGGACCUCCAGCUAAUCCGUUGCGUGCGGGACAAUGCCAGGUCGCAGAGGAGCUAUCUGGUGAAGCCGCCGCUGCGGCGAUUCAGUUUGUACUUCAAGUCGCGCCAACUGGAGCGGGACUUCCGGUCCAAGGCGCAUCGCUUUGGGGCGGAGAACGAGACGGAGGGACCGCCGACGUUGGCCACGCCGCGAUACAACACCUACAUCGACAUAUUCGUGGGCAUUGCCGUGUACCUGUGCAUCUCCGUGUCGCUGUUCCUGAUGACCCAGAACACGGUGACCCCGAGCUUCCGGCUGUGGGUGACCCUGUUCUCGUGCUUCACGGGCAUCCAGGUGUUUGCCCUCUUCCUGUUCACCCGGCAAAUGUGCCGUCGACAGAGCAGUGGCAACGUUAGCCACCGCUUCCGGUCCAAGUCGACGACCAGUGAGGAUCUGGAGAGGAGUGAGGAGAGAGGAGCCGGCGCUCCAGGACCGCACUUUGAGUCCUGUGCGGAUCGCAUUUUCGAGGCCAUCUCCAGCUGGUAUCCGUGGCACAUCUGCCUGGCCGUCCUGAUGGCCAUGCCCGUGCUGCUAAUUAUCGCCAAUUUCCUGCUCCUGGACCUCGAGCAACUGGAGGCCUUUGAGUAUCAUUACGGCUUCCUGAUCUUCGUGUGCAUCGUGCACUUCUGCAACUUCACGCAACUCAACUGCUGGGUGCGGAAUGUGCUGGCCUUUUUGGCGGCCCUCUGUUUCAUCGGCAUUGCGGUGUCGCAAUUGAUGGUGUACAGUCACAAUCGCGGUGAUCAGCAGGAUCAGGAGGCGUCGAACUUCAUUCAGGAGAUCAAGUGGUUCCAGGACUAUCACGUGGAGAUCUAUCUGGAUCUGCUGCUCAUCCUGGUGCUGGUGUGGUUCCUCAAUCGCGAAUUCGAGAUCGGCUAUCGGUUGACCUUCUACGGCAAUGCGGUGGCCAAUCAGGACAAGGUCCGGGUGCAGAACAUGAAGAACCAGGCGGACAUGCUGCUGCACAACAUCAUACCCAAGCAUGUGGCCGAGCAUCUGAAGAACACGGCCAAGUACUCGGAGAACCAUCACAACAUCGCCAUCAUCUUCGCCUCCAUUGUCAACUUCAAUGAGAUGUACGACGAGAGCUAUCUGGGUGGCAAGGAGUUCCUGCGUGUCCUCAACGAACUGAUUGGCGACUUUGACGAGUUGCUGUCGCGUCCGGAGUUCCGGGCUGUGGAGAAGAUCAAGACCAUUGGGUCCACCUUCAUGGCGGCCAGUGGACUGGAUCCAUCGCAUCGCGGCACCGGGGAUGAGCACAUUCACACGCUGAUGGAGUUCUCCAUUGCCAUGCAGGAGGUGGUGGAUGCUUUUAACAAGGAUCUGCUGGAGUUCAAUCUCAUCCUGAGGAUUGGCAUGAACAUUGGCGAUGUGACGGCAGGCGUUAUUGGCACCAGUAAGCUGUACUACGACAUCUGGGGCGAUGCGGUCAAUGUGGCCUCCAGAAUGGACUCCACGGGUCUACCCAAUCGCAUCCAGGUGGGCAAGGAUUGCCUGCCCUUCUUCACCAAUCGCUAUGAGUUCGAGCCACGCGGCAGUGUCUAUGUGAAGGGCAAGGAUCACAUGGAGGUGUUCCUCUACACGGGACGCAGGGAGAAGCCAUUGGAGUCCAUGGAGCAGCAGCAGUUGCUGCUGGACGAAGAUAAGCUGGAUCCGUUGGAGCAGCCAGGCAAGCUGGAGUACGAGGAGCAGGACGAGGACGAAGAGGAAGACGAGGAGGAGGAGGAGGAGGAGGAGGAGGAUGACUUGCACUCCAGUGAGACCACCACGCUCUUCAAGUCGCACGAGUCGCUGCAGGCGAAUGGUGGCAACCACUUGACACCGGCCAAUGGCAUCGCUACCACCAUUACCCUUACCAACAACAACAACAACAACCACAACAUGGCCACCACCACAAACAACAACAACGCAAUGCCAGUGGAAACUUAGGAAAUUCUUUGGAUUCUGGGAUUCUGGCUAGAAGAAGCCCUUGAUAAAUGGUUUCAAAAUUGCAAUUAAUGGCUCUAACGGUGGAGCAGGUUUUCCAACAAAUGGCUAAGAGCCGUUGUUGUGGGUCAAAAUAAUCAAGCAGAGGGCAGGGAGGGGAGAUGGGGAGGGAGAGGGAGAGGGGGGGUUGAGAGAAAAACCAACCGUGUUUUUUUGUGAUAUAAUUGAAUAUGAAUAGAUAGAAACGUUAGAAAACGAUAGAAUCGGGUUAAAGUUGCUACUGAUUGGUUGAUUGAUCCAUUGAUCAAUUAAUUGAUUGAUUGUUGUUAUAGCGUUUGGGUGGAUUAGGUUGAUACAGUGCGAUGUUUAUGAAUAUCCAAAACUCGCAGACUCAUAAAAAAUAUUCUUCAUAUUGAUGUGUGUAUUUAAUUGUACUAGCCAGUUGAUUCAUCUCAAAACCAAACGAAAUGCUUUCUUUCCUUUCUACCACUGUUUUUUUUUUUUUUAAUAGCUCUAACUAAACUAAAUUAAACUAAUGGAAAUACGUGGCUUUAAAUGGUAGUAGCGAAAUAUAGAUGUGGAUUGUAUGUAAAUUCAAUGUAACAUAGAGUUAACCAAUAUAUGUAUAAGUAACUAAAUAACAAUUUUUUUUGAGGCAACGAAUGGAUAUUACCUGUAUGUAUUUGCUGUUGUUCGAUGUUGAUCAAUAUGUGUAUAUAAAUGUACGUAGCUAAAGAAAAAUGAAUGUGUCUCGCAGACUAUGGUCUGCUGCCAUAUAAAAGAGUUUGGUCUGCAGGGGUUAAUACAAUUUCAAAAAAAAAAAAAACAGUUUUGAUUUAAACCAGUUUUGAUCAUUUUCUCAUCCGAUUUUGCCUAUGAUAUUGCAGUUAAUAGGGUCGAAAUUGACUCUGGAACCUAGCUUAAGUUUUGUAACGUUUUUUUUAUAAAAUUUGAAAGAAUACAAAAGGUCUUGUUAAACGAUCUACAUCGUUAUUACAUGCAGCUUUUACAAGAAUUGUACCCCAGCUAAGAACCGAAAAGUAUGCACCAAAAUGCUUGCCAUACUCACACAAAGACACGCACACACCCACCAAAAAAAGCUUUCACCACACUCACACAACUUCAACUACACACAUACACCCACACACACAGCCAAACCAACACCCUCACACUGAGAAAAUCAUUUUGUAAGCCUUUUGUAUAAUUUUUUUUAUACAAACGAACACACCUUUUGUGCAAUAAAACUUUGCCACUUUCUAAUGGUAAGCUUACGCAAAUCUCUAUUUCCGCCACAAAAAAAGGAUAUCCCAAAAUCAAUAAAAAAUAUAUAACAAUGUAAACGUGUAUGUGUAUCGAAACCUAUGGACCCUAUUGUAUUUUUAUAUAAACAAAAGAAGUAUUUUCUACUAAUUUAUUGAACAAAACUAAACACAAAGACGUACAUUUUUUCUUGUCUUUUUGAAAUAUCUAAAUGUACAUACUACAUGAUAUAUAUAUAUACGUAUAUAUAUAUAUUUAUAUUUAUAAUUGUAUAUUUUUAUAAAACAAAAACGAAUCAAAAAACAAAAAUAUGGAAAGCAAAAAGGCGAAUGAUAUUUAUGAAAAGUCUAGAUCCUGUUUACGAUGUGUAGAAAUGUUUAAAUGUUGUUAACGCUGAGAUACAGCCAGCCAUAACCAAUGUAAGUGGAUCGUGUCCUAAGUGUGUUUUAGCAAACGAUUUCAAAGAGUUUAUCGAAAUGUUAUAGGCAAACCUACUAAGCGAGAUGUGUAGAAAUAAAAAUAAACAAAAGGCAGCAGUCUUAUAUUGUAUGUACUUAAAAGCGUUGUGUUAUCUCAUUUUUAUUGGUUGGAC